Messenger RNA from Blepharisma stoltei, 1784 nucleotides. Lineage: Eukaryota; Ciliophora; Heterotrichea; Heterotrichida; Blepharismidae. The record is from the annotation of a GenBank genome assembly.
AUGGAAGAGCUUCUGAAUAAUAAUCAAUAUUGUGCAGAUUGUGACAGCGAAAAAAUUGAAGGAGUCAAUAUGCAAUUUGGAGUGCUUGUGUGCAAAGCCUGUGCAAAAACUCAUUCCCAGUUCAAUAUGCCAAUUCGCAGAUUGCAUGAGCCUUUUCUGGGCGAAGAAAUCACCUUCCUGCUCUCAAGAGGGAACAAAAAAGUAAACGAUUCUCUGCUUAUUAACCUAGAUCCGUGAAUUGCCACUCCAAAGAUCUUCAAAUUCGAGUAAGCACUAUAUAGAAGCGUUCGAUACUGGUAUAUUGAGUCGAAAUAUAUUCAAAUGAUCUUCGCAAGAGAGCGCAGAGAAAAGAAACGGCCUACUUACGACCUUAAUAAAUACUGAUUUUACAUAGAUGAAGUCUCAAAACGAUUUCCCAUCACAAGAGGCCCUGUAACUCGAUGAGAGAUCAGGAAGAUGGUUAAUGACGCAGAAGUUUUGUUCCUAGAGAGCUAUAUUUGGCACCCAAUUCUAUACUAAUUGACCAAGAAUAGCCCACUAAGGAGCCAUUCUUGGUCUGCCAGAAAAAAUUUUGAUAAAAGAUCCUAAUCUGCCAUUACCACUGAGUUUUGGUGUUUCCAAAAUUUUUUAGGCAAGCCAAAUGCAAUAAAAAAAAUUGUUCUUUUGCGAUGAUGCAUUUGGCUUGUCAAAAAAAUUUGGAAACACCAAAACUCAGUGGUAAUGGCAGAUUAGGAUCGUUUGUCAUUACCACUGAGUUUUGGUGUUGCCAAAUUGUUUUGACAAGCCAAAUGCAUCAUCGCAAAAGAACAAUUUUUUUUAUUGCAUUUGGCUUGCCCAAAAAAUUUGGAAACACCAAAACUCAGUGGUAAUGGCAGAUUAGGAUCUUUUAUCAAAAUUUUUUCUGGCAGACCAAGAAUGGCUCCUUAGUGGGCUAUUCUUGGUCAAUUAGUAUAGGGCAUAAGUGAUGCCAUGUGGAGAAAACUCUCGACGCCAUCAAUCCUUCAAGCGAGCAAGAUGACAUAGUGACACAAGAAAAAUACCAAAAAAUGCUGAUUUUGCUGGACAAGCGGUACCCUCAUUUAAAAGGCACAGUAGAAGUUGUCGUCGGAAAGUCCAAGCCUCAAAAAAAAUGACUGGUCCUAUAUAUGAAAAAGCUACUGAUUUUUCCAAGUAGCAAUUCUUCUCAUUUUGACCUGGAGCUCCACCUUGACAGCACUUCUCUUGACUUGGUAGACUCUGGCAACUCUGUGAUGAUUUCAGUUAUUAGUGAAGGAAUCAAGCUGCUAAUAAGCGCUAAUAUAUGAGAGGUGAUGGAAUGGUAUCAUUCCUUAUCUCUUGCAGUUUAUCUGAUACGCAACCUGGAGGAUGAUCUAGUCAUAAAAGAGCCUGAUCUUUCGGAAAUGCACGUUUGCAAUGUCACGACAAGCAGAGAUUAUAUGGGUGAUAAAGUUAUGGAAGGACAGCUCAAAAAAGAAGGAGCGAUUUUCAAAUCUUUGAACCCAAAAUGAUUUAUAUUAAGGACUCAAGGAUUGUACUGAUAUGCAAGCAAAAACGAUAAAGCCCUGAGAGAAAAAGACGCUAUAAGACUAUUUUAUGAUUCCAGCGUAGAAGAAGAAUCAGACGCAAAGAAUGGAUUUGGGUUCAUACUUAUCUCCAGGGUAACGAAAAUUACUCUUUGGGCUGAAAAUGAAGAACAGAGAUCGAAAUGGGUUUACUAUUUAAAAGAAACCAUAGAGCAUCUUAAAACUUUGCAUGAAGGAGUUUGUCUACUAUCAAUGACUUAA